CGGCCGUGGCGUGUGGUGAGCGCGGCGGUCGCUGCUCAGCCCGCUCAGCCCCGCUGGCUGGCGCUGCCUCAGUGUGAGGGCUGACAGUGCCGGGGCGGGAUGGAGGAGGAGUUACGGUGUGGACACUGUGGCGGCUACUACCACGUGCCGGUUUUGUUGGCGUGCCGCCACGCCAUGUGCCUGGCGUGUGCGAGGGAGCUGCAGAAACCCGCGGCGGGAAACACGCGGGUGGAGGAGGACGGCGGUGGCGGGGCGGGGCCCGAGGAGGGCGGCGGAGAAGGUGCCGAGGUGGACAAGCUGUCGGUGCUGAGCGACGCGGACUCCGGGGUGUCCUGCUCCUCCCGUCCCGCCAGCCUGGUGGGCGGCGACCCCCCGCCGCCCCCGCCCGUAUACACCGUCACCUGCCCUCUAUGCAGCGCCGCCACGCCCAUGGACGACGCGGGGGCGGCUGGCCUGCCCAGGUACCGUGUGCUGGCCGCCGUGGUGGACAAGCACCUGGAGCGCUACCAGGUGGCGGAGCCCUGUCAGCUGUGUGACGGCCAGGGGGCGCCGCGCCCCGCACAGCUCUUCUGUGACCAGUGCCUGGUGUUUUACUGCGGGCCGUGUCGAGACGCGUGCCAUCCCGCCAGGGGCCCGCUGGCAGCUCACUGGUUGGUAAGCGUGAGCGAGGGGCGCGCCCUGCUGCGGGCGCGGCGGCGGGAGCGGGAGGGGCGUUGCGGCCACCACCCUGGCGAGCACGUGUCCAUGUACUGCCUCACCUGCCGCCUGCCCGUGUGCGUGCUGUGCCUGCACCACGGCCGCCACCACGCCCACGACGUGCACGCCCUUAACGCCGUCACCAAGGCGCGCAAGACGGAGUUGUCCCAGGCCCUGCAGCAGCUGUCAGAGAAGGCGAGGGCAGCCACAGACUACAUUCACACGCUCAAAACCAUGGCGGAGGAUGUGCAGGGCCGGUGCCGCGAGGUGGAGGGCGUGAUGGUGGCGCAGAUAGACGCCCUGGUGGAGGCGCUGCAGCAGAGGCGCGGGGACCUUAUCAACUGGGUGCGCAGACAGCGGGACGCCAAGGUGCACGCUCUGAGGGAACAGGUGACUGACUACACCCACACCCUGCAAUCCACCACUGCCACCAUCCACUUCUGUAUUGAGGCCCUGAAGGAGUCUGACCCCGCCUCAUUCAUGGAGGCGCAGGAGGUGCUGGAGGAGCGAGUGGUGGGCAUGGGGAGGGACUGGGAACACAACAUGGUGCCAGAGCCCAGAGUGGCACCAACCUUCAACCUGACACUGGAUGACAAGACUCUCCUAGCAGCCAUCCAGCAGCUUACCUUCAUCCAACAUAAACCACCAGGCACCCCUUCCAUGAUACCAGAGGAGUGCAGCGCAGAAAACAACAGUGUCACCAUCGCCUGGGCACCUCACCCCACCUCCCUCGUCACCGGCUACACCCUGCAGAUAGAUGACGGAUCCAAUGGCCCCUUUAGGGAGGUGUACACAGGAGAGGAGCGCGUGUGUACCAUUGAUGGCCUACACUUCGACUCCAUCUACCGAGCACGUGUCCGAGCGUUCAACAACACUGGUACUUCAGCCUUCUGUGAGCCGUUGUGCCUGCAGACUGCCCAAGUGGCCUGGUUCACCCUGGAGAGCAACCACCCCGACAUCACCCUGGGGGAGGGGGGCUGCACCAUCGCAUGUGACUCCUACGAGCACCGUGUGGCCCUGGGUUCUGUGGGGCUCUCCAGGGGCACUCACUACUGGGAGUUCAAGAUUGAGAGAUACGAUGGAAAUGCUGAUAUCGCCUUUGGCCUCGCACGUGGUGAUGUGUGUCGGGAGGUCAUACUGGGCAAGUGUGGGGGCAGCUGGAGCAUGUACAUAGACAGCGAGAGGUCCUGGCUGAUGCACCACGGAGAACACUUCAACAGGACAGCAGGCGGUGUGAGGGCGGGAGACGUGGUGGGGGUCCUGCUCAACCUCACAGAACGCACCCUUAACUUCUAUGUUGGUGGAGACUUGCAGGGCACCAUAUCUUUGGCUGGAGUGACAGGCGUCCUGCAUCCCGCCAUCAGUCUGAACCGCAGUGUUGUGUUGACUUCCCGCAGCGGCCUGCACCCCCCGAAGCAGUGCCUGGCUGCUGCCGUCGACCCUGUCACCUAGGUGCACACACACCCACACCAGUGUGCAUUUAGCUAACAUCACAUACAUAUAUAGACAUAUGCAUACACACACUUGUUCGGUUUGGUCAUACCCACACACACAUGAAUACAUUUAUACACACACACACACACACACACUCAUACGCAGGACAGAGGCAGCUGUAUGUAAGUUUAUGUGUUUAUGUGUGUAUGUAUAUGUGUGUGUGUGUGUGUGUGUGUGUGUGUGUGUGUGUGUGU
This is a messenger RNA of Scylla paramamosain (green mud crab), 2384 nucleotides long. RefSeq names its product E3 ubiquitin-protein ligase TRIM9-like. Gene Ontology annotation, biological process: axon guidance. Gene Ontology annotation, molecular function: zinc ion binding; protein binding. Gene Ontology annotation, cellular component: neuron projection. NCBI's taxonomy places the organism in Eukaryota, Metazoa, Arthropoda, Malacostraca, Decapoda, Portunidae. The record is from RefSeq and is a predicted model, not a curated record.